This is a messenger RNA of Gossypium raimondii (Peruvian cotton), 1703 nucleotides long. RefSeq names its product cytochrome P450 704C1. Gene Ontology annotation, molecular function: oxidoreductase activity, acting on paired donors, with incorporation or reduction of molecular oxygen; monooxygenase activity; heme binding. The coding region runs from base 1 to 1575 and encodes 524 amino acids. NCBI's taxonomy places the organism in Eukaryota, Viridiplantae, Streptophyta, Magnoliopsida, Malvales, Malvaceae. The transcript is spliced from 5 exons. The record is from RefSeq and is a predicted model, not a curated record.
AUGGGCAUUCUAACUAUUAUCUCCUUCUUCAUAGCUUUGCCAUUUUUCUUUGUUUUCUUCAUUCUAUCUGUUUUUGUCAUCAAAAUCUUGAGUGGGAAAUCCAUCAAUGACCCCAAAUAUGCCCCAGUAAAGGGCACUAUUUUCGACCAGAUCUUUUACUUCGACCAUCUCUACGACUACCAAACCCAAGUUGCCAAAAAACUGCGCACUUACAGGUUACUUGAUUUAGGACGUAGCGAACUCUACACCACCGAUACACGAAUCGUAGAGCACAUAUUGAAAACUAAUUUUGAACAUUACGGAAAGGGUAAAUAUACCCAUGAAAUAUUUUCUGACCUUUUUGGAGAAGGGAUUUUUGCAGUUGAUGGAGAUAAGUGGCGGCAGCAGCGGAAGCUUGCCAGCUAUGAGUUCUCAGCCAAAGUUCUUAGAGAUUUUAGCUGCUCUGUUUUCAAACGAAAUGCUUCCAAACUGGUGACAGCAGUCUCAGAGCUAUCAAUGUCUGGUCAAGUAAUUGAAUUCCAAGAUAUGUUGAUGAAAUACACUAUGGAAUCCAUAAUUAAAGUUGGGUUUGGAGUAGAUUUGAAUUGCAUGAGUUUAUCAAGCAAUGAAGAUGAUGAGGGGAGUACCUUUCUUAAGGCUUUUGAUGAUGCAACACAGUCGCUCUACUUUCGCUAUAUUGAUCCCUUGUGGAAGCUGAAAAGGGUUCUUAACCUUGGCUCUGAAGCUUCCCUCAAGAGAAACAUCAAAGUCAUUGAUAAUUUUAUUUACGAUGUUCUAAGAACCAAGAAGAAACAACUAGCAUUGAACCCUGAUCGUAAUGUUAAAGAAGACAUACUUUCAAGGUUUUUAGCGGAGAAAGAGAAGAACCCAGAAACGAUGAGUGAUAAAUAUCUAAGGGACAUAAUCUUUAGCUUCAUGAUUGCCGGUAAAGAUACAACUGCCAACACUUUGUGCUGGUUCUUUUACAUGCUCUGCAAGAACCCAUUGAUACAAGAAAAAGUUGCACAAGAAGUGAUAGACUGCACCUGUAGCGGCAGCGGAGAAAACCAUGCUAAUACUAACGAUAUCUUAGCAACCAUAACUGAUGAAACCCUACAAAAAAUGCAAUAUCUUCAUGCAGCAUUAACUGAGACCUUGCGAUUGUACCCUGUAACUCCAAUGAAUGGGAGGUGUGCAAUGGAGGAUGAUAUUUUACCAGACGGCCACAUAAUCAAGAAAGGAGAAGAGAUUAGCUACUUGGCUUACGCCAUGGGUAGAAUGCGUUACAUUUGGGGUGAAGAUGCUGAGAUUUUUCGACCGGAAAGAUGGCUUAAGAACGGAGUUUUUCAACCCGAAUCGCCUUUCAAAUUCAUAUCGUUUCAUGCGGGUCCUCGAAUUUGUUUAGGCAAAGAAUUUGCUUAUCGACAAAUGAAGAUAUUCACAAUCGCACUUCUUCAUUUUUUUCACUUCAAACUAGCGGAUGAAUCGAAAGAUGCAAUCUACAAAGUAACAUUCACUCUUCAUAUGAAAGGUGGGCUUCAUCUUCGUGCUAUUCCCAGGACAACUCAAACCAAUUCACGACAAGAACAAUUAUAAUAGAUCCUUGAAAAAUGUUCAAAAUAUGUUUCCGUUUCCGCUUCCGGUUCUGUGUACACAGCAUAAGAACUGGAUUCCGUAAAUUUUAUUUGCUUUUCUAAUAAUAUUGAAGAUGAAACUUGGGUCAA